Molecule: messenger RNA, 1106 nt
Organism: Sinocyclocheilus grahami
Lineage: Eukaryota; Metazoa; Chordata; Actinopteri; Cypriniformes; Cyprinidae
Product: phosphatidylcholine:ceramide cholinephosphotransferase 2-like
Exons: 6
Coding region: 120-1106 (328 amino acids)
Biological process (GO): ceramide biosynthetic process; sphingomyelin biosynthetic process
Cellular component (GO): plasma membrane; endoplasmic reticulum membrane; Golgi membrane
Molecular function (GO): ceramide cholinephosphotransferase activity; sphingomyelin synthase activity
Source: RefSeq, a predicted model, not a curated record
CCUUCUUUACAUCUCUUCUUUCUUUUUUUUUUAACUCAUGCAUGUAAUUUGACAACUCAACGGUGUUUUACUCACACGGUGUGAAGAUUUGAACUUUCAGCAGUUGUAGUGUAUGAGCGAUGGAAGCAUCUCAUCUUCUGGACGAACGAGAAGAUGACAGACCCAACGGUGGCUACCAUGUGAUGGUGACGAUAGAUGACAGACCACGCCCCCAGACCACGCCCACCGGGCGGCCACACCCCUCUCCGGUCACGCCCAGUGGCGGUCAGGUUGACGACAAGCCAGACGACAGCCAGCCGACACAUUUGGCGAGGGGUUUCCGUAAAGUCUUGCGGAAAAACCAGGACUACAUCCGCAUCCCCGUCCCGAGGUCCAGCGGCUCCCGGCUGCCUUCGGAAUGGUGGAAGACGGGAAUUGCCUUCAUCUGGGCCGGAUUUAACCUCGUCCUUACUACCGUCAUGAUCACCGUCGUCCACGAGAGAGUCCCGGAUAAGUCCGUCAGCCCGCCGUUACCGGACAAGUUCUUCGAUUAUGUGCCGCGUGUGGAGUGGGCGUUUUCCGUCACCGAGGUGAACGGGAUGAUCCUGGUGGCUCUGUGGUUCAUCCAGUGGCUCUUCCUCAAGCACAGAGCCAUCGUGGGCCGAAGGUUUUUCUUCCUGCAGGGAAUGUUGUAUUUGUACCGUAUGGUGACCAUGUACAUCACAACUCUUCCUGUUCCCAGCAUGCACAUGCACUGCGCCCCGAAGCUCUACGGUGAUUCUCACGGCAAGAUCGAGCGUGUUUUGCAGCUGGUGUCUGGAGCAGGUUUGUCCAUCACUGCCUCUCAUCUCAUGUGUGGAGACUUCCUAUACAGCGGCCACACGGUCAUGCUGACCCUCACCUUCCUCUUCAUCCAGGAAUACUCGCCCCGCUCGUUGGUGUGGCGUUGCUAUCAUGUGAUCUGCUGGUUGCUAAGCGUGGUGGGCGUGGUCUGUAUCCUGAUGGCGCAUGAGCAUUACAGCGUGGACGUAGUGGUGGCGUAUUUCAUCACCUCACGCCUCUUCUACUGGUACCACACCAUAGCCAACAACCAGGUCAAACUCACCCUAAUUGGAUUCAAUACUUAG